Molecule: messenger RNA, 708 nt
Organism: Paecilomyces variotii
Lineage: Eukaryota; Fungi; Ascomycota; Eurotiomycetes; Eurotiales; Thermoascaceae
Product: tubby C-terminal-like domain-containing protein
Exons: 2
Coding region: 1-708 (235 amino acids)
Source: RefSeq, a predicted model, not a curated record
AUGCCAGCGAUAUACACGGAGACAAAGCGGUUUUCUUAUACGAAAAGCCCGAACUAUCGCCGUAUCCUGAAGGCGCCCGAUCGACCAAUCGCCAUCCGCAAUGAGUAUGUGACCGAGUCGAAGGUAUCCCUAAUUCUGAGGCCGCUGGGCGACGCUCAAUCGCAGACGGCGUACAGAAUCGAGGAUGAAGAUGGGGUGACUAUGUUCACGGUGACCGGUCGCAAGUCCAGCGACCGCUCGUGCCGGGAGUUUCGUGAUGCCUCAGGGUUGCCAUUGUUCGAGCUUCACCGAAAGAUGUCCUUUAAGAAUGUUUGGUCCGUGACGCUGCCCGGAAGUAGUAUCUCCAAGAUCGCUACCGGUGCCCCGCGACUGAUCUUCAGCCGUGGCGGCUCGGCUUACGGAAGCUUCAAUAUCACGUUCAAGAACGUAGCUGCCAUGGAAUCGAAGCCGGAUGAAGAGAAGAGGCUCACAUUGAACAUCGAAAGGCAUGGCAACGCCCUAGCGCUGUUCGAUGUGGUGGAUGGGGACCGGAAAGUGGCGGAAGUGCGCGAGAGUCUCGCCCAUAAUAAGAAACUGGCCCUCUUCCCGGAAUCGCGGCGCGGUUAUCGCCCGGUUCUUGAAGUGAUGGUCACUCCUGGUGUGGACUUGUCCUUGAUUGUUGCAAUUGCUGUUAUGGCGUCGGACUGGGUUUUCAGCGCGAACUAUUAA